Mizuhopecten yessoensis (Yesso scallop) is the source of this 5111-nucleotide messenger RNA. RefSeq names its product transmembrane protein 8A-like. The transcript has 12 exons. Bases 37 to 2547 code for a protein of 836 amino acids. Gene Ontology annotation, cellular component: plasma membrane. NCBI's taxonomy places the organism in Eukaryota, Metazoa, Mollusca, Bivalvia, Pectinida, Pectinidae. The record is from RefSeq and is a predicted model, not a curated record.
CGGGAUUAUUACUCGAUUAUUCAAGUAGCCACAGCAAUGGAGAAUGGUUAUUUUGGGUCGAGAGAUAAUAUGUGCCAUAAUCUUAACGUAGUAUCGGCAAUAAUAACAGUUUUAUUAACACUUACAGAAUGUUCUGGACAAGUUACAGAAACUGUGGAUGUACAGUGGACAACAUCAAUCCGACUCAACGAGUUCCGUGGCUACCAAACAGUCAGUCUAACAUCCUUCCAGGUGCCGCCGGCCACCAUUGAGACCAUCUGGGACAUCCAGUGCUCCUCCAUGCCGGGGCCCUGUCCAGUUCACACAGCACAAGUAUACUUCCAGCAUGGUAGCUAUCCACUUGUAAGUCCAUACAAUGCUUCUUACCCAGCCGACUUCUAUUUGCAUCGGUCUGACCUUCAUUUUGUUGAGGUCAGAACCAACAAUCUCUCUCACCCACAUCAUGUGAUCAGUCCCAAACCGGGGAGGUGGUUUGUCACAGCCUUCCUACCAAAGACAGAGGAAAAAAUCACACAAAAGGGAUUAAACGGAAAAACGUGUGGAUAUGGUAUGGGCAUUCGUUUUAUUAACCGUGUUCUGGGCAACAUUGAGGACGUGUCAAUGACUAAACACUCCAAAAUAUCUUUACGGGCACCGAGCUUGAUGACCAUAGUAAGGUUCCUUCCACCAGAGACAACAACAGGUUACACUCUCUACAUUAGUCAUUGUGUGGUAGACAAUGUUAGCGUCACUGUGUGUCCUCUCAAGGUCACCGUGUCCUCAGAACACAUCCCAAAUUCAGCCUCUGACCCCUCGGAGGACUGUCGGGACCAGAGCUCGGAUUGCCACAUUACUGUUGAGCGACUGGUGACCACCCAGUACAACUAUGUGCAGGUGGAGGUGCCAGAAAACGUCACGGCUUCACUGGUGGAGUUCUACGUCAAUUUUUCACUACUUCGGUGUCAGUUGAGAUACAGACUGGAGGACACAAUGAAACAACGAAGGGGAGUUCUUCACACCCCCGAUUCCAUCAAACAUUUGACCAGCGCAAAAAACAAUAACAUCACCGAUGAUAUGGACGGUGUGCUUCGGUUUAUAUCUGUGAAAUCGAAUGAAUCGGAGAGUCUCCUGAACUACUCCAUAGCCGCUGACAACAACCUAACCCGGUCUUUACGCGCCCACGAGGCUUGUCUAUUCCUGCCAUCACUUGGCACCCUUCGCUUGGCCUCCGAGGACUUUGCCACGCUAUUUGUGUUUCCUGAUGCCCUGCUGUACCCGCAGCCCAACAAUAGGUUAUUUAUCCCGGACAACAUUGUCUUGCUGACUCACUAUAACAUCUUCUCCACGAAGGACUCUGGGGCCACCCUCAAGGUCGAGCUACAGAUGGUGAAAGGUCAGACAGACCCCAGUCAGGAUGCUGUAGUGUGGGUGUGCAUGAUGAAGAACGUGAUUCCGGGGAAACACCUGAUUGAUGAGUGUGAUGGCGGGAUCAAGCUGACUGUCAACUCGUCCGUGCUCGGUCCAACAAUGACAGACAAACUGUAUGUGCCCUACCCUGAGGAGGGUCGCUGGUACUUCGGUCUUCACAGCAUAUGUUUUAACAAGAACAGAACGAUGACCCCAGAGGCUUGCAGACAGCUGCCGAUGGUUUCACUACUGGUGUUUACGUCCCGUUGUGUGGACGAGGAGUGUGGGACAUAUGGCCUAUGUCAGGAGUAUAUCAGUGACCUCCAUGUUUUCAGUGCCUGCUCAUGCUAUGCUGGUUACCGUGGCUAUGGCUGUACCGAUGGUACUGAGGCAGAGACAGACACGAUGCUGCUGGUGACAGCCCUCCUGCUAACCCUCAGUAAUCUCUUCUUCAUCCCCAGUAUCUUUGUAGCCAUCCAUCGACGCCUGUUUGUUGAAGCCCUCGUCUAUUUUUUCACCAUGUUCUUUUCUACUUUUUACCAUGCCUGCGAUACAAAAGACGUGACCCACUACUACUGUAUGAUGAAGUAUGAUGUUCUGAGUUACUGCGACUUCCUCGGCUCCAUCAUGUCCUUCUGGGUGACGAUCCUGGCCAUGGCCCGCCUUUCCUCACCGGUCCGCUCGUUUUUCCACAUGCUGGGUGCCUUGUGCCUUGCCUUAGGCGUGGAGUAUGACCGACACGGCCUCUGGGUGUUUGUUGUACCAGCAGCCUUCGGCAUUAUCAUUAUGUCUAUAUCAUGGGUGCGACAGUGCUGUAUACGGAAAAACUGCUAUCCAUCCAAGUGGCGCUAUGUGAAAUUCCUGUUGCCAGGAGUUCUGUUUGCUGGAACAGGGCUCGUAAUUUUCGCCUUUUUAGAAACAGAGGAGAAUUACAAAUAUACCCAUAGUGCCUGGCAUGUCGUCAUGGCGCUGUGUAUUGUGUUCCUGUUGCCAAGUCGACAAAAGUCUAAAGGGGCCAAACCUUACAUGCAACUGCAGACCCGGGGGGAGGACACCGUCCCACUGAUGGACGAUUAUGACGAUGAAAAUGAUGAUGACGAUCCAUAUAGGGGAUUGAAUGACCCCAGCUCUGUUCAAACUUCUCGUAAUGUUGUUUUGUAGAUGUUUAUUUGAAUGCUUUUUGUUGAUCUCAUGUUUGUUAAAGUUACGUUCAUGGGUUCUUGCUUUCCAGGAAACCAUAAUUACGAAAAAAUCCCAUUAAUUUCUAGAUUUAAAGAGUUAUUAUAUGUCACUGAAAAGUUGUUCCAAAACGAAAUUCCAAGGAUUAUUGAAUACUGAUGCAGGAACAGCACUAUUUUGUAGGUUAAAAUUUCGAUAUUGUGUAUACAAUAAUUUGUUAUAUAUAAAAAAAUUCUGAAGGAAGAUGUCAAAAUUGAAAUGUUUAAAAUCUUGAAAAAUAUGACUUGAGUCAUAAAUCUGUUGAUGUGGACAGUAACUGUUGGGAUAAUUUGAUCACCUGUUAGUCUGGAAAAUUUACCUGUAGCAUAACCGGAAUAGAAAGAUUGUUUUAUUCCAUUAUUUCUCCCAUAAAUGCUAUACCAGGUAACAGGUUUCUUCACUGCUGAGCCAUGUGAGCCUUCUAAGGUGUUGUGUAAACGUAUUGUGUUAUCAACAUUGAAGCAAUUGUAAACGUACUAGUAUAUUUUUUCAUUGGUUAUCUCAUUCACCCCUACAUAUCUAAACUGGACUUGCCCAGUCUUUGAUUAGGCAAGGUUCAAAUGUGACUUUAGGGGUGAAUGGGUUAAUACUUUUUAUCAUAAUAUUACAUGACACAUUUUUCCUACAUCCUCAACGGUUGGAUCAUAAUUAUGUUGAGGUCGUUGAUUUGUGAUAUUGACUUGGUGUUACUAUUUUUAGAAAAAGAAGGUCAAUAUUCACUUUAGGACUUCAUUUCAAUUGUGACGUCACACUGCUCUCUACCAACUGCAGUAUUUUCCACCCGACAAUUUUCAUAUGUUAUAUCCUUUUUAAUGAUUUUUUCAACCUUAUUUAGCAUCUAAUAUAACAAUUAAGACUUUUAACUUGGUGAAUAGGUGGUUAUAUGGACCUGAGAAAGUGAUAUUGAUCUCAACUUAACCCCAACAAAAGUCCAUAACUGAUGAAUAUCAUAUAAAGUAACAAUAUUGUGUACAUGAUACAAAUUGUGACAUCAUGUUUCACAGUGAUCAGAUUGAAAUCGUACAUUUAUGCAUGAAAAGAUGGUUUCGCUUAUAGAUAUGCAUGGUGUUUGUGGGAGGAUAUAGGUUUCACAACUUUGGUUACGACCUUUGGUUAUUGAUCUCCUAUAGGAUAAUUUGGAGAUAAUUUGGAGCAAAAGAAGUGGUAAAAAUUCUGUCAGAUAGAAUUUGAACAGUGAGUCGGGAAAAGUCAAACAAGAUCACCAACCAUUAAUCCCUGGGUAACCUCUAUACAGUAAAACUUUGAUAUAAUGCCCCUCGUUAGAUUUGUACUUCGAUUAUGCCAACUUUUUUUUAAUGUCCUUUUUUCUGGUUUUCAUCAGAAUUCCUUUACACAUUUCCCUCAAUUUAUCUCCAAACCCCUUUAUAGCGCCAAAAUUUCUCUGGACAAAUGGUGGCAGUAUAACAAGGUUAUACUGUAUAUUGAUCUUGUAUUGUUUUGGGUGUGACUGAAAACAUCAUUAACCCUUUCACCACUGUAAAGACCAUAAUGAAUACAUCCAGACCAAUGCAUGGUAGAGUCUACUAAAGUUACAUAGGAAUGAAAAGGUCGUGUAACAGGCUGUUUUCAAGAGGAACAUCAUUCUAGAUGUACUGAAUGAUUUGAUCUGUAAUGUUUUUGAGGUCAGUGGUGAGAGUUGGGCCAAUCACUGACAUAACAACAGAAUGCUUGCUGAAAUCCUUACUUAGUUUUGCCUCAUGAUUUAAGUAGCAAAACAUUCAUUGUUUUCAUUGAAGCUCAUAAAUUUCAUGAAGAUUUUGAAGAUUUUUUCGCUUUUUUGUUAUCCAGUCUUGAAUUCAUUUUGGUGAUAUUUUUGUAAGUCCCUCUUUCAAACUUCAUUGAUAUUGAUAUAGUUUAUAUGAAUAUAUGUUUAAAAGUGGAAGUUUUCACUAGGAGUGUUAUUUGGUAUAAGAAAUAUCUCACUGAUCAAUAAAUUCUGUAAUAAAUACCACAAAAGUAGCAAAAACACUUGAUGUUCAACAUGAUCAACAAUAGUGUUGUAAAACUUGAUACAUUGUAUUUUAUUUUGGCUUGACUCUCAAAAAUCACAACAUUUCUAAGUCGGUAUCCUGAACAUUUUGACGUUUUAAGGACAAAAAUAUUAGAAGUGUUCCUUUCAAUUCAUUUUUGAUUAUGAUAUUUUAUUGAGUUUGAUUUUUUUGUAUAUUUAUGAGAAAACACCUACUGCAAUAUACUUUAGACAUAUAAUACAUUACCUGCAAUAUAAAAAGCAUUUUUUUUGCAAUAUAUAGUUUAUAACAAGAGUAAAAUUGUAGAAAAAGUCAUCUUUUAUAUCAUUACAUGGUUAAGAUUUUUUUAUGAUAAAAGCAAAAUUUUAUUUACAAAAAGGCAAAAAAAAAAAUGAAAUCAUAUAUAGUUUUAACAUCAUUGUGCCUGUAUACAAUACUUAUGAACUUACUUAUAAUAAACAAAUUACAAAAAUCCUAAGAAUCCCAAGCGGUUUGUCUUUCAUUUUCAGAGAUCGA